Cydia strobilella is the source of this 1250-nucleotide messenger RNA. RefSeq names its product transmembrane protein 41 homolog (gene stas). The record is from RefSeq and is a predicted model, not a curated record. The coding region runs from base 212 to 1021 and encodes 269 amino acids. NCBI's taxonomy places the organism in Eukaryota, Metazoa, Arthropoda, Insecta, Lepidoptera, Tortricidae. Gene Ontology annotation, cellular component: endoplasmic reticulum membrane. The transcript has 5 exons.
AGACCACUAAAUAAAUUUGUUUUAGUUUACUUUUAAUUCAAUACAUUCAAUCCAAAGAGCGUAAUAAUCACUACGUUCUAUUUCAAUCACAUUGAUGUUACUAACACAACUAGCAGUUUUCUUGUUUUAUACAACAAUAUUUUUGCGUCAUAUUUAACUAAUUUUUAUUACAAUUUCUUAGAUUACUUAAAUAUAGUGAAGGCUAGAAAAUAUGGAUAAUAAUAUAAUCCAUAGGAGAAAUAGACCAGAUUCAGCUCCUGGCACUUGCACUCCUAGUACAAGUGAUAUAUCUACAUCUAAAGCUUUAAUUUUAGUCUUGAUAAUUUUUACCUCUUCACUGUUGGCUUUGGGACUUGUAUAUAGACAAUUUCCGGAUUUGGAAGAACAAGAAAGACAGCAUCUAAAAUUGCCAUGGGACCUUGAUGAUGCCAAGCAGCUUGGUUUGGUGUUGGAUCACUACAAGGACAAGUACUUCUAUGAAGUAAUGAGUGGCGUUUUUCUAAUUUACAUAUUCUUGCAAACUUUUGCAAUACCUGGGUCCAUAUUCCUCAGUAUUCUGUCGGGGUUCCUGUUCCCGUUUUACCUGGCUCUAGGCAUGGUGUGCUGCUGCUCUGCAAUCGGAGCCAGCCUCUGCUUCUUCCUGUCCAAUCUUCUUGGGAAAAAGCUGGUGAAGAAGUUCUUUCCAGAGAGAGCUGCGCAAUGGUCAAAAGCUGUUGAAAAGCACAAAAACAAUUUGCUCAACUACAUAAUAUUUUUGAGAGUGACACCCUUCUUACCCAACUGGUUCAUUAACAUGACAGCACCCGUUAUAGGUGUGCCUCUAGUGCCAUUUGCUGUAGGAACUUUUAUUGGUGUUGCUCCUCCGUCUUUCGUAGCAAUUCAAGCCGGGCAGACUCUCCACACCCUCACAUCCACAAGUGACGCCUGGUCUUGGACCUCCAUCACUGUCCUGAGUGUAUUUGCUCUAGUCUCACUUAUUCCAGUUCUACUCAAGAAUCGUCUACGAGAAAAGUUUGAAUAAACUUUAUAGAAAUGUGAUAAUAGCAAAAACGGGAUGGUUUGUGGUUUGUGUGAUUUCAAUGGUACUUAGUGACAUACCAUUAGUAGUUAUUUUUUAAUAGUACAGUUUAGCAAUUGUUUUUUGCACAUUCCUGGUUGAAUGUUACUUCCUAAAUGGUUAGUAUUUUUAAAUAAUUUAUUUAGGAUGGCUGGUUUAAUUUAUAAAUCUUAAUAAAUGGACUUUCUUAUAA